Messenger RNA from Balaenoptera ricei (Rice's whale), 1038 nucleotides. RefSeq names its product chromosome 11 C3orf49 homolog (gene C11H3orf49). NCBI's taxonomy places the organism in Eukaryota, Metazoa, Chordata, Mammalia, Artiodactyla, Balaenopteridae. Bases 1 to 1038 code for a protein of 345 amino acids. The record is from RefSeq and is a predicted model, not a curated record. The transcript is spliced from 6 exons.
AUGGAAAUUCCCAGGUGCUUCCUGCCCUUGGAAGUGCAAGAAAAGUCCAACGACCGUCCUCCUCUUGCUGAAGGAAGCAAAAACACAUUGAAGUUGGCGGAAGGAAGCAGGGAGCAUCACACAGAAAAGCUGCUACAGGUGAAGUUGAUAGCAACGGACCAUCCUCACCUAUAUACACCAGAGCCCUUUAAGGUUGCUUACGGAAAAGCUGGCCAGUACCGGAGAUUUCAGCAACCCAGAAAGAGAAAUGGCUCAUUCAAAAGGAAAGGGAUUGAAAGAUGGCAUAGAGCUGUGUCUACCAACUUAGUAAAACAAAAUGUAUUGGUCCCCAAAGAGGAAUCAUCCAAUGAGAGUGACAUGGAAUUUCAUGAAAGCCAGCAAAAUCAGAAAAGAGAUUUGGUCAAGAAAGUGAAGACUUUUUUGGGGAGGAUGCUGUCACACAAGUACAGAAGCAAGCCAGCAAGUGUCAGCGGAGAGGGCUCCACUAACCAUAAGGAAACCCUCCUUUCAAAUACGCAGAGCCCUCUUCCUAGAAUUGUCAAGGAGCUUCCAUCGCCCAAGUUAUUUACCGAACCAAGAAUGAGAAAGUUCUCACAGGAUGCAACUAUACAACUUGAAGUUGUAGAAGCAGAGACAGAGGAGAUAACCCAAGGAAAUACACUCCUCCGAGCCAGGAGAACCACCAAGCAGUUAUCUGUGACAUCCCUUCCCUCAGGACUGCAGAAGGUUCCGUAUUCCUCAAAAAAGAGACCACACUUUCCAGCAUUUAAAAAAAAGAAACAUAGCACGGAAAACAUCCUCCGAAAAUCAGAUUUGACAGUAGUAAAGCUUCAAAUGCAGGUGGAUGACCUCAUAGAAACAGUGACAGAUAAAUCCAUGAAGCUAUUGGCCCAAAGACAUGCUGAGCUUCAACAGUGUGAGUUUCUAGGGGAUGAAAUCCUUCAGUCUUCCAAGCAGUUCCAGAGGAUAUCCAAGAGAACCAUGAGGAAGUAUAAAUUGAAAAACGUGUGUUUCCCAUGUACUUGGUGCUGCUUCUGA